Rosa chinensis is the source of this 1665-nucleotide messenger RNA. Its product is annotated as acyltransferase Pun1. The coding region runs from base 1 to 1665 and encodes 554 amino acids. The transcript is spliced from 3 exons. The record is from RefSeq and is a predicted model, not a curated record. Gene Ontology annotation, biological process: carbohydrate metabolic process. Lineage: Eukaryota; Viridiplantae; Streptophyta; Magnoliopsida; Rosales; Rosaceae.
AUGGUGACUUUUCUUUCAAAGUUUCAGAGAGUUGUAAGCGCCUACUGCACAAGCAGUGUCUAUACAAUUAGACAGUAUGGAUUCAAAUGCUCCAUGCAUUCACUGGUAGAAAUCACCUCAAGAAAAUCCAUCAAACCAUCAUCUCCAACUCCUCAUCAAAAUAGAUAUCUCAAACUCUCUCUUUUGGACCAACUUCUUCCUCCUACCGUAUAUGGAACCAUCCUGUAUUUCUACAACCCUACCACCAACCACUGUGAUCAUGAUGUUGUACUUUCGAAAGUUUCUGAGACUAGUACUUCUAAGCGCUUACAAGCUUCUCUAUCCGAAACCUUGGUUCACUACUAUCCACUCGCUGGCCGUCUCAAAGGCACUGCGUCCAUUGAGUGCAACGAUGAAGGCGCACAUUUUGUUGAAGCCCGAGUUAGGUGUCAGCUUUCAGAUUUUCUUAAACAACCUGAUCCUGAGUUACUUAAAAAAUUCAUGGCAGAACAUGAUUCUAAAACUUCUCAGAUAGCCUUGGGUACUUGUGUCUUGCUUGUUCAAAUCAGUGUUUUCAACUGCGGAGGAAUAGUUGUUGCUGUAUCCCCUUCGCACAAGAUUGCAGAUGGAAUAUCCCUCCACACAUUUGUGCGAUUAUGGGCUGCUAUAAAUCGCGGUGAGUACCAUCAACUAGUUCUACCGAAGUUUAAUGGAGCGACUUUGUUGCCGACUAAAGACUUGUCCACCAUGCACAACUUCUUAGGACCAAUCCCAACUCAAACUUUAACCACAAGAAGGUUCGUGUUUGAUGUGUCAAAGAUGGCAAUUCUCAAGGCUGAAAUUGGGAGUAGAAUCCAAAAGUUCACCCCGACGAACGGACAACUCGUUCUGGCAAUCAUCUUAAAAUGUGCUCUUGCUGCUUCUCAUCAAUCCAAGCCUGAUGGAGAUACUACUUCAAGGCUAACAGUGUUGUCCCAAAUGGUAAACUUGCGCAGAAGAAUUGUACCAGAAGUACCCGAAAACGAAAUGGGGAACUGGUUUUGGGCGCUUUCCCUGUUGUUCAAAGAAAAUGAGACAGAAAUACACGAGUUGGUAAUCAAUAUGAAUACAGGAUUGACAAACUUCUGCAAGGAGAAAGCAAACAGAUUUAAAGGUGACGACGGAUUCUUGGUGGUGUCUGAGUCUAUGAGAGAAAAGGCUGAUCUUUAUAACGCAGAAAAGGGCAUCAACCUCUACAGGAGUACAAGUGUGUGCAAGUUCCCCCUGUAUGAAAUCGAUUUCGGGUGGGGAAAACCUACCUGGGUUUCUAGCCCAAGUGAACACAAAAACUUUAUUUUGCUGCUGGACACAAAAAGUGGAGAUGGUAUUGAAGCUUGGGUGACACUUGAUCAACAAGAAAUGGCCAUUUUUGAGUGUCACGAGGAGCUCCUUGCAUUCAGCUCCGUUGAUCCUGAAUCUAUUAUUGCUGGUAAGGCUGCUAAUGGAAAUUUGUUGGGUGGCAUUGGCUAUUUCUUUGGCCAGUCAAAAAUUGCCCUCCCUAGGGAUGUGAAUCUGGUAAGUCAGGAUGAUUCUAUUUUAUAUUGGCCUACUCAGCUUUACACAGCUGUUCCAAGUCGACCCUUCUUUCUAAGGGGAUUUUUAUGGGAUGAAGGCUUUCACCAGCUCUUGAUCUGGUUAGUUGUGUAA